Messenger RNA from Temnothorax curvispinosus, 1151 nucleotides. RefSeq names its product cAMP-responsive element-binding protein-like 2 (gene REPTOR-BP). Bases 16 to 357 code for a protein of 113 amino acids. Gene Ontology annotation, cellular component: nucleus. The record is from RefSeq and is a predicted model, not a curated record. Lineage: Eukaryota; Metazoa; Arthropoda; Insecta; Hymenoptera; Formicidae. Gene Ontology annotation, molecular function: DNA-binding transcription factor activity. The transcript has 3 exons. Gene Ontology annotation, biological process: regulation of DNA-templated transcription.
CCGCGAUUAACCAUCAUGUCUUUUCAUUUACAGGAGGGAUCUCGCGGUGAUCGGAAAGAGGGGGGCAAGAGGGGACGCAAGCCUGGAAGGAAGGCGGCGGAGAAGGCGGACAUGAAAGCUAAGCUCGAACGAAGCCGGCAGAGUGCGAGGGAGUGCCGUGCUCGCAAGAAGCUGAGGUAUCAGUACCUGGAGGAGCUCGUGGCCGACCGAGAAAAGGCGGUGCUUGCUCUGCGGAAAGAGCUCGAGAUGUAUCGUCAGUGGACUCAGGAAUUGGACGCCGGUCGAGUCCCCGAUGGACUUCAGGCGAUGCUGGAGGAACACGGCUCGCUGAAGCGGGAACUACCCAGCAGCAACUAAGCGGCCAAGGAGGCGAGGAAUAAGAAAGUCACGUGGAUCGAGCCGUUCCAUCUAUCUUGUUCCUCCGAUCGAAACCCCCCUCGUAGUCGAGCUUUCUUUCCGUCUUCUCUUAUCUCUCUUUCUCUUUUACUGUUCUUCGAGGCAAUAGGAAAUAAUUGGCUGGCGAAUCUGAAAUUUUCUCCUUUAAGAAUUUAUACCUUAGGCGUUUUCUAUACCGCGAUUGAUCCACUGAAUGAACCGCGAGAAGGGAAUCUUCCGACCUUUUUCGAGAAUUUCUUAUGCGAAUAGUGAAGUUCUUCCCUCUGUUUUUCUCCCGAUUCUCUCCCAAACGGCGGGAUUGUUAUCCCCGAUUUAUCUCGUUACCUCACCGUGUUACCUUUUUUAUACGUACAUUUUGUUAUCGCGACUCUCGUUACGUUGACGCAUGUUUUUUUAUUGAUUAAGACCAUCGGUCGGUUGUUCUACGGCCUCACGCUUGGAAUGUACCUCCCUUGUAUGAUUGUUGCGAUGUAAGAAAGUAAUUAUAGAUAUAUUACUGUUACGCCUCGAAGGGAAAAAAAAAACGGUCGUUGUAUGUCAAAGUCUAUAUUCAGUAUUGUCUGUUUGAAGGGCGUCGUUGCGAGAUCUCCUCGUUGACCGUUCACCGAUUCGUUUGAACUUUAUCAACGCGUGGUAUUCUUGUACUGCAGAGAAAUCAUCGUUUUGUACAAAUUAACGCCAUUACACAGGUUGAUUCAUAUAUGUGUACGAAAGAGUCUGAUAGUCAAAUAAAACCAAUAUUUUUCGAUGAAAAA